AUGGCACCGAACGGUUACAGGAAGAUCUCCUCCACUGGUGAAUCUGCCGAGAAAGUUGGUUUUGUCUCUUUCCUUUGUUUGCAAUGGAUGAACGAUGUCAUGAAGACAGGCAGUAAACGAACCUUAGAGGAAGAAGACUUUGUACCACUCUCAAACGACAACACCUCACAGUCAGCCACAGAACUUCUUGACAAAAAAUGGAAAGAGGAAAUAGCUAAUUCCAUUAGGAAGAAGAAAAGACCGAAGUUGUGGAAAAGUGUUUUGAAGAUGAUUUCCCUCAGGGAAGCUGUUUUUGUUGUUUGCUGUGAUGUCUUGUACGCAAUCGGCUCCCUCCUUUCACCAUUGCUCAUUGGAUAUCUGAUUUUUAUGUUAAUGUCAACUGAAACACAUCAGAACAACAUCCUUCAUGGUUGCGUGUUAGCAACUGCCAUGACUGUAACCACUUUGGUCGGGACCCUCGGCGUGCAACAUAACUCUUACGCGGGUGAAUUAAUGGGCAUCAGACUGAGUAACGCAGUGAAAGGUCUCGUUUACAGAAAGGUGAGCACAAGAAGGGUAACUGACUCGUCCCCAGCGUUCCCCAUAAUCUGCGCGCCGUUUACUUUUUCCCAUCCCGCUGCACUUGCCCCUGUAAGUUACCGACACUGUCGCUUUGAAGAAUAUUGGAAACGAGUCAGGGUAGGGUUGGGUUAGGUAUGGGGAAUGGGCGCAAUCUUCGUUAAUUCUCUCGACACUUUUUCCUUCGCUUUUCGAUACACUUUUGUUAUUAACCCUAAAUUAUGGAGUAGUCAGAGAACGUUUUUAAUGAAGUGUCUAAGUAGGUAAUCUAGGAGUGCAUUCCGUCUUUUCUCGGCAACACUGUGUAUUUGCAGCCUGGUAUUACAUAUUAACCAGCAUCUGAAAUGAUUAUGCCCAAGCUGAAGCUUCUAUGAAUUCAUAUACUUUCGCAAACCUGAACAACAAGAUUUGUCUUGGCAGCUUAAGACUCCUCUAGUUACGCCUCUGUCUUGGGAACGUGAGAGGUAGUUCAAUCUGAGACUUGAAUCCUCGAUCUCGCGGGUGGCAGCCGGCGUUCUAGCAAUUUGGCCAGACCCAGUUGGCGGUCCCCAUUGGCUCCUUAAUGUAUGUGAUGAAAAAAAAAUGAUUUAGAAUUGAACUUUGGAAGUGCGUUUUUUCCUUGGAGAUGAGUAGAACUUGGUAAUCACUUCCGAACUAACCAAUCAGCGCACUCGAAUUACACUAUCCACCUGAGUGGUAUACACUAAUCAUCUUUAAUAUAUACUAAAACAGUGUAUAGCGUUAAAGGCGUGCGCUGAUUGGCUUUUUCGCCCGAAAAUAAUGUAAUCGUUGCGAGAAAAAAUGAGUUGAAAUCAUCUUUUUGUGUCUUUUUCUCUGAAUGUUUUAGUACAUCCUAAAGCACUUACUCGGUGGUCAUCGGUGGGUAUUCACCUCGCCACUUUGCAGCUGGGUAAAUACCCACCACUAGCCACCUUUACUUUGGCAAAUAAUAGUUAAUGAUUCUGGUUACUUUUCUGCACUAAACAUGGGUUUUCCUUUUCAAGAAGUCAAUUCUAGUAUUGAUAUUGUUUCAUUCUCAGAUCUUACUGCUUAGCAAGAGCUCAUUGUCAAAGUUUUCAUCAGGGCCUGUGAUCGACUUGCUAUCAAAUGAUGUUCAGCGGAUGGAGACAGCACCUAAAUGUAUUCUAACAAUGAACUCAGCCAUACUCCAAAUCGUGCCUGCAACGCUUAUAAUCGCUUAUUUGAUUGGCUGGCAGGCUCUUAUGGGAGAGAUAUUUCUCUGGCUUCUUUUACCGUAUUACGCCGAGAUGUCUUCUGUCAAUGCCGUACUGCGUCUGCGUUCAGCGGCGGAAUCUGAUCGGCGAAUUUCCUUGACGAACCAAGUGGUUUCUGGGAUACGUGCUAUCAAAGCGCAUGCGUGGGAGGAUGAAUUCAGAGAAAAAAUAAAACAUACACGAAAGUAAGAGAAAUUUAAAAGCCUACUUAAUUUUUCAGGUAACCGCAGAACAUCUUCGCACCCAUAUAUAUAAUUAGAGAAAACUCUAUGUUACAUUUGUGCUGUAUUCUGUCUUGCUCUAACAAAUAAUGAAAUGUCUUUGACUUACGAGUUCUUAAAUUUAAGUCUUUAGCUUGCAAUUCUUUAGGUAAAUUGUUCCGUUCUUUUCCAGCUGCAAAUUUGAAUGUAGACUGGCCCAUUGCAGAUUUUACUUUAGGCAAGUGAGUUUCUCGGGUAUCUCUUAAGGACCUGCCGCAAAGUUCUUAUCUGAAAUUCACAUAACUCUGAAGUUGCGUGGGACAACGGUAGUUAUUAACAAUUUUAAACACUAGCUGAAGACGCAUAUAUCGUCGCCUGCUGGAUAACGUAAGAAGUCCUAAUUUGUCUCUCAUCCUUUGAGUGCAAGUCAGAUGGUUUGUCUUAAGAUUAUUCUCAAAGCUUUAUUCUGUAGCCGUUCUAAAACAAAGGGAAAUCCUCCUAGUGCAGGAUCCCGUAUGUUAAAACCGCAAUCUAAAAAAGACGAAAAUCUGUUUAACAAUUUAAGUUUAGGGUAGACUCUGGACGCGACGUAAGACAUGUGACUGUUCCAAGAUAACGAUUCAUCUACUACCACGCCAAGGUACUUAAAAGAUCUCUCCUGGUUCAUAUGAUAAAUAAUAAGAAUAAUUGAUAAUCUUUUUGUUUCUUUCAGACGAGAAUUAAGCAUCAUCCGUACGAAAAGUGCCAUUCUUUCAAGUUUGGCUGCCUUGGAGUAUACUUCAAUACCAAUCCUGCUGUCUGUUAUUACUCUGCUGCUUACUGGUCAACCCCUAACACCAGUCAAUGUUUUUAUGCUCUUAAUGUUUAUUAACCUGCUAAAACUUACUAUUUGCCUUGACAUUGCGUAUGGUGUGGUGGAGACACGGGAAUCAUUUGCAUCACUCGUAAGAAUAGAAGAUUUUCUUAUUUCAGAGGAUUUGUUUUCCAUCUCUGAGGAUUAUUGUCUACAAGACAGAGGAACAGUUCUAGAGAGAAAGUGGGGCAAGUUACAAAACGAUUCUACAUCUAUAAGCCGGUCGUAUGUAUCAGAUGAAGAUCCCCUUACUGAUCAGUGGAUAAACCCUUCCAAGCCAGGAACUUUAUGUGUGUCGCAUUUAACAUAUAAAGAAAUAGCAAGGAAAGAUGAAUUUAUUCUUCAAGAUGUGGACUUCGUUGCUGCAUCAGGAAGCUUGACAGUCGUCACCGGACCAGUAGGCAGCGGUAAAUCCACUCUCCUCUCAGCGAUCGCUGGCGAGAUGCCAGAGGUAAGCGGAACAAUAGGCCGUAAAGGAACUUUUGUGUAUGUACCGCAAAUAGCCUGGGUGUUCUCUGGAACCUUAAGAGAAAAUAUUUUAUUUAGAGAGUCGUACGAGGAACCAAGAUACACUAGAAUAAUCGAGGCAUGCGCCCUCACGGAAGACUUUCAGCGGUUCCCGAACGGUGACCAAACCGUUGUUGGUGAGCGCGGUGCCGUUCUGAGUGGUGGUCAGCGUGCAAGAGUAAACUUAGCACGCGCAGUGUACAUGAAUGCAGACCUUUACUUGUUGGAUGACCCUCUCAGUGCGGUGGACUUUAAAGUUGGUCGGCAUAUCUUUGAAAAGUGUAUCAAGGGUUUGCUUGGUGAGAAGACCCGCCUGUUAACUUCUCAUCAAGAACAACAUAUGAAAGAUGCAGACCAAGUGAUUGUACUGCACAAAGGUCGCGUUCUGGGGAAGGGAACCUUCGCUAAGCUUCAGAGAAAAAGCAUCUUAAAUACGACCAUCGACCCACUUUACAAGAAUGCUUUGACAGUGAACAAGUCCAAUAACAUGGUCACCACAACGGAGAAUGAAGAGAGACGCGGAGAUUUGGAGCCACUUAGAAAUAAAGACAAUGAACUGGAAAUAUCUGUUGAAGAUCGGGCAAUCGGAACGGUGUCAAGUAAGCUGUAUUGGGACUACUUCAGAAGUGGUAUUCACUCCUUAUUCAUCAUUGGAAUGAUUUUCUUGUGUCUUAUUUCUCAAGGUGAGCACUAAAGAAUUAUAAAAGUGGCAAAAACUUAGCCAUUGUUUGGUGCUGUCGAGAAACAUUUUCUCUCGGGGCGAACCAGCAAGCAAGCAACCAAGUCAGAAACUCCAACCCAGUUUCUCUUUGUCUUGGAGGAGCAAGAGGAAACUGGGACUGACGGAAAAAGGCGUGCAAAGGGUGACAGGAAAUUCAUGUUAAGACUAACAACCAAUCCACCAUUUAUAAGAGAGGUUGACGCGUUUUAAUCCUGAGUUUAAAAUUGUUUAUUUCAUCUGAUUUAGACUGUUACGCAGAUUAUGAAGAAAAUUAUCUCACUUUCGCCUAUUUGUAUUAUUCACCAUUUUUUUCGCCCUUUUUCAGCAUCGAUAGUUGCCCCUGACGUGUGGCUGUCCUUUUUGACCGGAAAACUUCCAUCAGAACAGAAAGACACGACAAAUCUAACUAUCUACGGUGGUUUGGUCGCUGCUUCCUUCAUAUUAAGCAUCAUCAGGGCCUACAUUUUCUUUUUGGCAUGUCUAAGAAGCUCUGAGCGGCUUCAUGACAAAAUGGUUCUGGUUCUUUUAAAAGCACCGGUUCUUUUUUUCGAUUCAAAUCCCGUGGGUAGAAUUCUGAAUCGAUUCUCUAAAGACGUGGGUAGCAUGGAUGAGUUAUUACCAUUACAGUUUCUAUCUACAAUUCAACUGGUAUUGCUGUUGCUCUCAUCAGUGAUCGUUCCUUCUGCUACAAAUCCUUGGGUUUUGUUUGUCACUGUUCCAGUGACGGCCAUGAUUCUUUACUUCGCAAGAUUUUACUUGAAGAGUUCCAGAGAACUAAAAAGGUUGGAGUCAAUAUGUCGAAGCCCAAUCUUCUCUCACAUAUCAGAAACUCUCGAUGGACUGGACACAAUUCGAACAAGAGGUAGACAGAGAGAUUUUAUGCACAAGUUUUACAAGUAAGUUCGAGCAACUCUUCAAGUGAGCUUGAAAGGUAAAAUCUCAAACUCAAUUCAGGCUCGGUCCGCUAAACGCUCAUAGCGCAGGGUUUGUGUUUGGCAUCCUGGAUCAUCAUCUGUAAAAAGAAAUCUCUCCUGUUGCCCCUUCCCCAUCCUUCCACCUUCCACCAUACCCUUCCACCUCCCCGCCCGAACCUUCCCCUUCCAACGCUUUGAAAAUUGUAGAGAUUGGGGCAGUGGAUCUAAAAUUUGGUAUUCGGUCCCAGCUUCAAAUUAGCCCCUCUACCUGAUAACUUUUUUUCAUUGACGGUCCAAAUGUUUUUUCUUUUCUAAUUUACAUUUUGUAUACCAAAUCUAAAAAUUUGUUUCCUUCAUCAUGGUGAUGGCACCCUCUACGCAACGCCUUAGAAACUUGGUGCGCAGACUGACAUUUGAACCGGAGAUGAUUUACGUUGAUGUAUUUUCUUUCCCAUUGGACAGCUACAAAGACACUCAUACCCAGUCGUUCAUGAUAGUAAUGCGGCAAUCUCCUUACCCCCACCCCCAACGCUUAUAGAAUUUGAGUGAAAAAAUAUUUGGACUCGAGAUGGCUUACGCUGAUUUAUUCUCUUUCGCCAUGGACAGCUACCAAGACACUCAUACCCAGUCUUUUGUCAUGGUGACGGCGAGUGGCAGAUGGUUCGGUAUUCGUCUGGAUGCAAUCAUUUCUCUUUUAAUAGGCUUAGUCGUCUUAGUGGCAGUUUUAGUAUCUCAAGACGCCGGUAUGUAGAGUUUUAUCCAAAAUAAUUGCACCAUUUCGCGCUCACGUACACCCAAAAGUAUGAUAUUCCAUGUGAUAAAUGAGACUGUGGAAAGAAUCUUUCCGCGCGUAGCUGGGAGACAAAAACAAGUCGUUGUAGCCCAUUUCAUCACUAUCUUCAUGAGGACGAUUGAAACUAGUUUGAUUAUAAAAAAUGUUUUCCAAAGUAAUCCAGCAUGUUACACGAGUAGUGUCGUGGUAACAGGUACCCGCGGCGUGCUGUGUCGUAUCGAGUCGUGCAUCGUUUUGCUGUAAGAGUUUUGGUAAUUUUUUUUUGCGUGACUUGAAGGAAAUCAACAGUUAAUUUACGGAUUGUUUUUCUAAUUAGCUUCCGCUGGGCUUUCUCUCACUUACCUCAUUCAAACAGUGGAGCUGACGCAAUACACUGUCAGAAAAUCAUCAGAUGUCGAGAAUUUUAUGACGUCAGUUGAACGAGUUAUGACCUACACCAAGCUUGACUCUGAGCCUGGAUACAAAGUGGACACACUUCCCCCGGAACACUGGCCACGCGAAGGAAAUAUCACAUUCCGCGAUGUGUCGAUGACGUAUUACCCGGGGGGACCUAAAGCGCUGAGGAACAUAAAUCUUGACAUCAAAGGAGGCUCAAACAUAGGUGUUGCAGGCCGCACGGGCGCCGGCAAAUCAUCUUUUGCAGCAGCUCUUUUGCGCAUGCCCGACCCUGACGGAGAUAUUCUCAUGGAUGGGGUUCAGAUAAAGAAUAUUAAUCUCCGAGCAGCUCGAGGAUGCAUAUCCGCUCUUGGCCAAACCCCGGUGCUUUUCAGUGGAUCAUUGAGGACAAAUCUGGAUCUUGUCAACCGCUUCCAAGAUGCGGAUCUGUGGCGAGUCUUAGAGGAUGUGCAACUGAAAGAUUUCGUACAAAGUCUUGAGGGACAAUUGGAUUACGAAUUGUUGGAAAAUGGAGCAAAUGUCAGUGUAGGAGAGCGGCAGUUGAUUUGUUUGGCUCGUGUGCUGUUGCAGCAGAACAAGAUCGUCAUCUUGGAUGAACCCACUGCACACGUGGAUCCAGGCACUGAAGAAAUAAUCUGGAGAGUGGUGCGAGAGAAACUGAAAGACUCCACAGUAAUAAUUAUAGCUCACCGUCUGAACACCAUCCGACACUGUGACAAAGUUUUUGUUUUCAAGGAGGGAGGGGUGGUGGAGUGUGGAACAUGUGACACAUGA
Pocillopora meandrina is the source of this 6951-nucleotide messenger RNA. The record is from the annotation of a GenBank genome assembly. Lineage: Eukaryota; Metazoa; Cnidaria; Anthozoa; Scleractinia; Pocilloporidae.